Molecule: messenger RNA, 375 nt
Organism: Peronospora matthiolae
Lineage: Eukaryota; Oomycota; Peronosporomycetes; Peronosporales; Peronosporaceae
Source: the annotation of a GenBank genome assembly
AUGGUACGAGCGAGCGGAUUAUUCGCCAAUGAGCGACAAGAACAGCCUGCCCGUCGUUGGUGCGAUGUGCACGCGCUGUUCCCACUAAGUGCGAAUCGCCCGACAGUAUUAACUAUGACAGCCAGCAAGCACGAAGAAGUGGCGGCGCUCGAAGCGCUGCGCGACUCGUCGGCUGAACUCGCGCAGUACUUGGACGAGAUCAACGGGAAGAUGCUGCAGAUGAACCACCAGAACGAGCUGUCGCUGCGGGUGCUUGACAACUGGUCGAGCGUCCUUGCCAUCUCCAAGAUAAAUGGCAGUUCUGCAGCUGCUGCUGCUUCUUCGGCGGCAGGGAAACCGCAUGUUGACAAGGCGCUUGUGCGGACUUCCCCGUAG